GGGUGUGGCCUGGCCCGGACCCGGAGUGACCAACGAACGACUUUUCCAUCGUCUCCCCAAGUCCGGUCGUGCUCCGUCUUCGUCUACCUCUCGACUCUGAAUAGAUAGCAAUCUCCAAAUCCCCAAGAGCCCCCGGCCGGUCAAAUUAGGGUUUCUUCCUGCUUGCUUCACAGGGCCGUCCAGUUUGCGGGUUCUGUCGGUGGCGCUUGCGAUGGAGGGCUUCUGGGACGCGCAAUCGCAGCGGAGGAGGACGGGCGGCGGUGGCGGCUUCGAAUCGCUGAAGCGUCUGGGUCACAUCUCACCCGCUGUGCAGUCGCACCUCAAACACGUUUACCUCACCCUAUGCUCCGCGCUGGUCUUCUCUGCGCUCGGCGCCUACCUCCACAUCCUCCUCAACGUCGGAGGCACCCUCACGACCGUCGGAUGCCUGGCCGCCAUCGCCUACCUCAUCUCCCUGCCCGCCUCACGGGACCAGGAGAGGAACCGCUUCGCCCUGCUCAUGUCUGCCGCGCUCCUUCAAGGCGCCUCCGUUGGCCCGCUCGUCGACCUUGUUAUUGACUUCGAUCCGAGGAUUCUCGCGACGGCGUUUGUCGGAACUGCAAUUGCUUUUGGAUGCUUCUCUGGCGCUGCCAUCAUCGCCAACCGCAGGGAGUACCUGUACCUUGGUGGUCUGCUUUCAUCUGGCCUCUCCAUUCUUCUCUGGCUGCAGUUUGCUACUUCAAUCUUUGGCCACACCAGCACCACCUUCAUGAUCGAGCUCUACUUCGGCCUCCUGGUUUUCCUGGGAUAUAUGGUGUUUGACACCCAGGAGAUCAUUGAGAGGGCGCACGGUGGGGACAUGGACUACAUCAAGCACGCACUGACUCUCUUCACCGACUUUGUUGCCGUUCUUGUUCGGAUUCUUGUCAUCAUGAUGAAGAAUGCGCAGGAGAAAUCCGAAGACGAGAAGAAGAGGAAGAAGCGCUAGCUGCUGACCCAACUAUCCUAUCUUGUUCCUAUGAGAAAACUCUUGGGACUAUGUUGGUGGGGUCUUCCCUUGCCUCCUGAGUUUACCAAACUAUUGAAACUAUGUUGUUGGGGUCUCCCCUUCCUUCCUGAGUUUACCUAACUAUGACUAUUAGUACUACUAGUAUCAUGUGUGUAGUUUGUACUGAAGACCAGAAGAAGCUUUGAGCAUGCACUUGUUACCUGAAUGAAUGUACCGAUGACUGUUGGCAAUGAGUAUUUGGUUUGGCUAUUGUUAUGUUGA
Sorghum bicolor (sorghum) is the source of this 1249-nucleotide messenger RNA. Its product is annotated as bax inhibitor 1. Bases 212 to 967 code for a protein of 251 amino acids. Lineage: Eukaryota; Viridiplantae; Streptophyta; Magnoliopsida; Poales; Poaceae. Gene Ontology annotation, cellular component: membrane. The record is from RefSeq and is a predicted model, not a curated record. The transcript is spliced from 5 exons.